Molecule: messenger RNA, 2407 nt
Organism: Cephus cinctus (wheat stem sawfly)
Lineage: Eukaryota; Metazoa; Arthropoda; Insecta; Hymenoptera; Cephidae
Product: WAS/WASL-interacting protein family member 3
Exons: 4
Coding region: 686-1840 (384 amino acids)
Biological process (GO): actin filament polymerization
Cellular component (GO): cytoplasm; actin filament
Molecular function (GO): microtubule binding; actin binding
Source: RefSeq, a predicted model, not a curated record
AAUGGUGAAUAGAGAUUUCUCUAAAAGCGCGAAAGCUGACGAAUCAAGGCGUCGCCACUUCAAGAAUUGACUACUCUUGAGAUUCACGGCACCGAUCAUAGUUGUCAACAGUUCAUCUCUGAGCUUCAGUUGUGAGAAAUUGAAUUAUCUUUUUCUGCCUACAUUAAAAUGAUUAGGAAUUCGUGUUAAGCGAUAACAAUAACGAAAUGAACGAUACGUUGAUAGUGUGAAUAACUGAUAUUUAUCUACUGUGAUUCAUCUCGUUUUCAUCAAACUUAAUUUAUUAUUAUUCGAAGGUAAACGUUUAUAAGGUAUAAGUAAAAUAACGAAGAGCUGUAAAUCACUAAUAUUUUUUUUAUUUAAAAAAAAUGUGAGCUUUCGUCUGCCACGUAUGAAAGAGAUUCUGAUUUUAAUAUCUUAACCUCAGUUGCUCUGUGGGAGACAUUGUGACAUGUGGAGCAUUUAAGAUUACUAAAAAUAUCCUGCAGCAUGAGACUUCGUUUUUUAAAAAUAAAUAACCACCUGAUAGCCAUUCUUUAUAAAGAAGAAUAAAUAGUUAUUAGACUGUCAUUGUCUUUCUAUGUUGGAGUCGCUAUUCUUCACUUGAUACUAUGAAUAUGUAUAAAAACAUAUUAAACAGUAAAGUACAUCUAGACUGCUAAUUCAUUGAAGAGAUCUGGCAAAAAUGUCGGCACCAUUGCCACCACCCCCACCAACAAAUUUUGGCACUUCAGCAGCGGGUGCAGGUGAACAAGGUCGUGGUCUUUUAUUACAGUCAAUCAGAGCUGGAAAAACAUUGAAAAAAACUGUCACAGUAGAUAAAAGUGCACCAGCAAUUAGUGGUAGAGUAAAGGGUGAGGCUGCAAGUAAUGUGUCUAAUAACACUAGCACGUCAGCUGGACUGUCCAGUAGUAACAGUAUGAGUAAUGGUGGACCACCUGGAUUAGCUGGAUUAUUCUCUGGUGGCAUGCCAAAGCUUAAACCCACUGGACUACGUGCAAAUAUGAGUGAGAGAGAUAACACAGACUCUUCAGGAAAUGCGACAUCUAGCAAUACCCUGCCUAGUGUGCGAAGAGGGCCACCUCCAAUUCCACCACCAGCAACGCAGAAACCACAGAUUUUCAAUCCGACAGAUCUUCUUUUCAUACAGGUACAGAAUACUAGCAAUACAGACUCAGGACCGGCUUCCAUAAUGAAAGUAGCUGUGCCUAAACCGCCUCCACCACCUUCGCUAGCACCACAGAAACCAUCACCGCCGCCAAAGAAAUUAAAUCUAAAUACAAACGUCUCCAGGGCUCAGAGCAUGCGUUUGCCUCGAUCACCGCCAGUCCUGGUGGCACCGACUCCUGCCUCAUUGCAUCAAUCGCAGGACUGCUUGAACGAACAGCAACGUCCUAUUGGAAGAGUAUUACGACCACCGGUGGUACGACCGCCAUCACCUCCAACAAGUAGAGCACCCGGAACAGUAAUUGCCACCAGGACUGCUCCACCACCACCCUCGCGGACAGCUGUGUCAGCACCAAAAAUACCUCCACCACCCCCACCACUUCCUCAGAGAACUGCAUCCGCUCAGCAAAGAAUAACUGCUCCCACACAUCCUCUACCACCAACUCCGUCCACCAGGACUUCCUCCAUGCGCAAUGGCCAAUCAACGGCCAAUCUCACUGAUCUGGAUGUACGAUUUGCCGAUAAGUUCCACUCCGCUGUACAUUUUCCAUCGCCGGAACCUUUUCGUGGCUUUCCCAAGACUUACUACAGCAAAAACGGUGAGAAUCAAGGGCAAACAACUUCCCUUCUUGGAUUCACUAUUAACAGACAGACAAGCGCGUUUGACAUCUGACAAGAAAAUUUUCUGUUGCGUUAAUUUAAUUGCAAUUGCGUUACUAACUAUGAAAUGCCUUAAACGACUUCUCGAAGCUACGACUGAAAGCAACUACUUGGGAUUCGCUUGGGAAUUAAAUAAUUUUCUAUAAUUUUAAUUAGCUCAUUAGACAACCUCUGUGCCUUAGCAAGUGAUACCUACUCGUACAUUCGAUGUGUUCAGAAAAUAGUUUCUCACUUGAUACCGUAUGUAUAUAAACUCCGAACCGAAGGAAAUUCGUUAGCGAUGAAAUUAUUUUAAUAUCAUAACCGUUAUACAAUAUUGUCGUUCAGUUCUGUAGAUCGUUUCGCGCGAUAUCUAUCAGAUUUUAUUGUAGCCUCAUAUUUAAUAUACUUAAAGGUGUUUAAAAAUCAUCUACAUUUAUCUUUGUUCCUGCAUGGUGUUCUAUCAGUGGUACUAUUUUGCACGUAAUAAAAUUUCCUGCAGGUCCAGCGAGUGCUCUAAAGCGGUUAUCCCGAGUGUGCACCAUUAACACUAAUUUAACAAAGAAUUGCUUUUGCUUGAAUAAAGAAUUCUUUUUUAACU